This is a messenger RNA of Anguilla rostrata (American eel), 12198 nucleotides long. It is a transcript of the gene bahcc1b, whose product is annotated as BAH domain and coiled-coil containing 1b. NCBI's taxonomy places the organism in Eukaryota, Metazoa, Chordata, Actinopteri, Anguilliformes, Anguillidae. Gene Ontology annotation, molecular function: chromatin binding. The record is from RefSeq and is a predicted model, not a curated record.
UCUUCCGGUAAGAUGCCACCAUGGUAGCCGCCAUGUAGAGUGUCACGUGUUUUUAUUAAUUUAUAUAUUGGCUAUUCUAUUGUGAGCAAAUCCUGUUGCUACUAGAUUGAAUUGGGCCUUAGUGACCGUAAGACAAUGCACUCAAGCAGAACGUGGGGUAGUUCUCUUUCAGUGCGGACACAUUAACCUCGCACGCCUUCAUAUUUGAGCCAGGCAUACUGCGCAGUCGGAUAACUUGAAUCAAGCGCCCGCCGUUUUGUGUGGUUUGUCCAACUGAUACGCCAUUGGCUCUGGGAAACACCCAAUCGGAUGUCUUGUUUAUGCCAGGGCAAAUGGCACGAGCUCAUUACCAUGCGGGUAUUCGACCAAUGGACGACCGUGUCUAUCUCUUCCCCCCCACCUUCAGUUGAGUGACAAGAGCUGAUCAAGGCACAGAAGGAGAGUCGCGCGAAGGAGGUCCGAGCAUUGAUUCACUAGAAGCUCGAACUCCGGUGAAUCUAUAUACUCCAACUGCUCACUGCCAUCAACAGCAGUCUAGGAUGUUACGCUCCGCAUUCUUUUUAAAAUUCAGUUUCAUGCCUUUUUUAAGAUGAUACAUAUGUGUUUUUUUAGACAUUUUAAUCGUUUAUUGUAAUGCAAGGAAUAACUUACCAAAAAUGUUCGGGAGGAACUUUUUCGGCGGGGGAUGCCAGCAGCCAGUCGACCUAGCCGGACACCUGAAAGAGGAUUAUAAUAUCAGGGUGCCGUUUGAUGCUCUUGGGGUUUCCACCCGUCGGAUUGCGGAUUAACCGGCUUCCCCCAUCAUGGGAGGACGCGCUUUCGGGCCUCCACCCCACGCGCUGCCCGAGCGCGGCGCGUUGGUUCCGCGCGUGGCCUCUCGGGUUGCUCCUGUCGGACACAGUUCCGUGCAGCACCCUGGCCGCUUUCAGCCUGGGAAAUACUACCCAUCUGCCGUGCCGAUGGCUCCGCAUUCAGGUAGUGGAUUGAUAGGUGGUUCCUCCUUCAUGGGCUCUUUCCUGGCCAGCAGUCUGGGUUCCCCCCCCUCCCACUCUGCCCCCCCCUCAGGGGCCCCACACUCCCCCUCCUCCCCCUCCUUACACAGUGGGCCCCACUCCAGCCCUUCUCAGAUAUGGUUCCCCCACCAAGCUCCUGCAGGGUUUCCACAAUUCUCUGGAAGAAUUGCACACAGCUUCCUUCCCAUCAGCCACCUGGAUCACCAUGGCAACAGCAGCGUCCUCUAUGGACAGCACCGUUAUUAUGAUAGUCAGAAUGAUCCAUUCUAUCUCAGGAGUCUCCCCUCCCAGUCUUCCCUUAUCUCAGCCAAUCACAGCUUUCCUCCUGUGCCCCCUGGGUCCUGCAGCCAUGAGCGGGACUCAGGGGGCGGGGCCGAGGUCGGGGGCGGGGCCAGCCUGCAUAAGGGCCUGAAGGAGGGCGGGGCCGCACUGGGGCCGGCCCCCAAAGAGAAGGAGAGGCCCAGCAGCAAGCAGGAAGCCAGGGAGCGAGUGCAGCAGGCUCACGCCCACCUGCAGCCCCGCCCCCAACACGCCCACCCACAGCCCCGCCCCCUCCACGCCCACCCCCACCAGCUCCCGCCCCUGCGACCUGCCCCCCUGCAGAAGGACACCCCGCUGGCCCGGGGAAAGCCCCUGAGCGCAUGCCUGCUCAACGAGGGAGGGGCCCAGGGCUCUCUCUCCAGCUGUGGGGCAGGGGUGGGGGCGGGGCCCGGCAUGGGCGGGGAGAUGAGGAUCAGCGAGCAACCCUGCCUGGAGAGGGGGGGUAACCCUGGGGGCUUCCCCUGCCCGCACCCCCACCCUUCCGAAUUCUACUGCCCGCCCCCACCCCCCGCCCCCUCGCUGCUGACGGGCCCCACCUUUGUGCCAUCUGUGGCACCCUUUGGAGACAGGAGCAGUGGACCCUUCCAGCUGGGGACCCCUGAGUGCCGGGGGCUGGGGGCUGGGGGGGGCAGCCCAGGGGGGAACGCCAAGGACAGGGUCCUGGAGAAGAGCGGUAACCAUGGUAGCGAAGGUGGUAACCAUGGCGGCGCUGCUCCUACCGGAACGUGCCUGAGGAAACAGCAGCAGCAGGGCUAUAGUAAGGCAGCAUCCGAUUGGCUGCAUACCCACCAGCAGCUGCAUGUCUGUAGUAAGGUAGCCCCUGAUUGGCUGCAGAACCACCAGCAGCAGCACCCCCUGGUUGACAAACCUGGGCCCUGUACAGGCCCUCCCCCACAGCAGAACUGCCCCCACUCACAGCCCCCUGAUGGGAAGGGUGUGGCCCAGUUCAGGACCAGGGCAGGGGGUGGGGCAGGGGGCAGAGUUACCCUACAGCAGGAUGUGCAGAAUGUUGCCAGGAUACGGCACCAGCCCCCCGACCCGCCGCCCUGGGCGGGGGGGGAGGAGGGCCAUCGUAAGGCCACCCGGCAGCAUGGCCAAUCAGAGCAGGAGCCAGGGAUGGCCUCUCCCCCUGCCCCGCCCACUUGCAUGAGGAGCCUACUGAGGCACAGCAGCCCCCAGCCCCCGCCUCCCUCCCAGAGCGCCGCCUUCGGGGGCCUGGGCUGCCUCAGAUCCCGGGGCGGGGCUGGGGGCAGGGCAGGGGGCGGAGCCAACUGCAGCCGGCAAGAGGACCGACAGACCCUGCCCACCAGGAAGGGCUCAACCAAUGAGGAGCCGAGGUCAGAUCUAGGUGGGCGGGGGCGGGAGGACCCCUCCCACGCGGAGGGUGAAGUGCGCCAGCCGCCCGUGGGCAUCGCAGUUGCCGUGGCGAGGCAGAGAGAGCCUCCCUGUCGGCCGCCGGACCCCCAUGUUCGACCGGGGAUGGGGCACUCGGUGCUGAAAGGUGCUCGACUGAUCCCCCAUCUGGUCUGUGCAGAUGUGUGUCAAGGCAAGAGGAGGAGGGUCUGUGAAGAUGCACUGAGCUCGCCCUGCCUGGAGAGAGAGAGAGAGCUGUUCAUCCGGGAAAACAAAGAAAGGAUAGAUUACUCCAGAAUCCAUCCCUCCAGCAGUUGCCACAGCGACCUGGCCUCCCACCUCAUGAUGGUGGGUGGGACUUCCCUGCAUGCCAGCCAAUUAGGAGCUGACCCUGCCACGCACGCCCAUGCCCCGCAUCAUCACUGGAUGCCCCGAACAGGAAGUCCUUCCCUGUGGAUGACGGGACAUUCUUACGGUAUUGGCCACCUGCACCAGAACCUCCCACCAGGCUUCUCGGCUGCCAUGCCCAGUGCCCUGCAGCCGGUGCUGCCCCUGCCCCAGGACCCGUCUGCUCAGCUGGUGGUGCUGCCCACUGAACCCCCCACCCACCCAACCUCCCAUCCCCUGGAGAUGAUAGACCAGUCAGGCUUGUGGCCCUCAGUAUUUGGGGCCCAGGUGGCGCACCCCAGUGUGUACACCCGCUCACAGUUUCUACGGCAACAGGAGCUGUACACCCUGCAGCAGCAGCAGAGGGAACGGGUUGCCCAGAUGAUGGAGUCACAGCACAGACACGCCCACUCACAGGUGCAGAGGACACUGGAUGACCCCCCUGAGCCGGACGCCCCCAGGGCCAGGCCCCACUCCCCCAAACCUGCUAAACCCUUCUCCUUUACCCCCUCCCCCCCCGCCGGCUGCCCCACCCGACUCUCUCCCUGCUGUCACUCACCCUCCCUACGACCACACCCCAAGAGCACGCCUUGCCCCACCCCUGCCCCGCCCCCAGCCAGCCACUGCCCCCGCUCCCCUGCCCUCACCCCCACCCCCCCACACCCCUCCCUGGACAAGAGAGUAGAGGGACAGCCACCACAGGAUUACCCACAAUCCUUAGAGCCAGACCUGCCACCUGAGUAUACCUAUUCCUCUAUAGGUUACAGGAGAGGCCCUUCCCCCCAGGACAUUUUAUUGGCCGAGCCUGCGGACCUGGAGGCAGUGCAGGUGGAGCCGACCCCUCGGCCCCGCCCCCUCCCGGCUGUAGGGGCGGAGCCUCAGUGUGAUGGAGUUUUCAGCCCCAUCAGGCGUAUGACGGAGGAGGCAGAGCCUAAUGCUGCUGGGCUGAGGGAGGGUGUGGAAGGAGGCGGGGCAGAGAAGUACCUGGGCCAGGAAGGGGAGGAGCCAGACGUCUGCUCCACGGUCAUCGAGGUGUGCCCCACUUUGGCGGUAACCCACGGAGACGACCCCCCUGUGACCUGCCGGGAUGGGUGGGGGGAACCUGCAGAUGAGGGGGUGGUAGAGCUGAGUGACGAUGAGGAGCAGGAGGAAGGCACAGCGGAGAUGGAGACAGGGGAUGAGGUGUACCUGCACCUGUGUCCUGAGUCCACACCUGUCCCCCACUCCACAGAGGAGACGAGGAGGGAGGCGGUCCCAGAUGAUCAUGCUCUGCCCAUACCGACAUCCUGCCCCGCCCCCACCUGCCAGGCCACUCCCACUAUCUGGAGCCUGGAGCUGCUGAUUGCUGCUGCUCUCUGUGGGGAGAGGGACACGCCCCUCCAGCACUCUGCCCCCCUGCCCCGCCCUGCUCACUCCAUGCCCUGCCCCGCCCACACCUCGCCCUGCCCCGCCCAUGCCCCGCCCUGCCCCGGUUCCCAAGGAAUGGAGCUCUUGAGCGAGGUGGCUGACCUGGAGCUGCAUUACCACGAGAGCUCCGGGCGUGGCUAUGGGAAGGACAUGUUGACCUUUGACCUGCAGAGCUUGGCCACAUUGGCGGCGGCGCGUGCCCUGGAGCUGGGCGCUGGGGAGGGGGGCGGAGACGCACGCAGACACCGCGUACCGCGCAGGACGCUAAACCUGCGUAGGAAGUUCUCCUGGACCCCUCGCCAUGAUCCGGUGUCCCCAGUGAAGAUCGCCAUGGAGACGAUGGACGGACAGGAGGUGGCCAUGAGGAUGCAGCUGGCGGACCUGCAGAGGCGCUAUAAAGAGAAGCAGAGAGAGCUGGCCAAACUGCAGAGGAAACAUGAGCACCAGAAACAGGAGGCAUCUCGCAGUCCUGUACGGCGGGGACCAGGAAGGCCUCGCAAACGCAAAUCCACCCCCAGCGCUGCCCCAACACUGGCCCCUAAGAGAGCCAGGUCCCUGGGGGCGGGGCUUGGCCAGCUAAUGGACGACCUGAGAGGGAGUGUCAGCAGCCAGCGAAAAGAGAAAACCCUGUCCAAUCAGGUCUGGGACCAGCUCCACACUGCACAGAGUGAGGUCCCUGUGUCUGUGGGCUGUAUGCCGGCUCAGCCAGUAUUCCAGCUGCUGAAGCAGAAGGCCGCAGCGAAUGGGGGUGCUGUCCUGGAGAGGGGGUUCCACCGCCGGGCCCCAGGGCCCCUCUGCACAGAGGGCAAACACUCCAGCACCGCCAGGGGCCACGGCAACACAGCCCUUGCAGGUAGGGGUGCACAGGAAGGCUGGGUGGGGCAGAUGCUGAUGCUGAGGCGGAACAGAACCAAGGCUCUGCAGACAGGACGCAGCACUGGGAAGAAACAGGAAGUGGCAGAUACCUCCCACACAGAGAGCGAGUCCUCUCAGCGCGAGGAGGACAGCAGUCCGGACAGUGAUAAAGAACACUACAGCAAAGCCACUUCUACCAAAGACUCCUCAAUAAACCUGAAUCUGACUGGUCCUUCUCCCUCUUCAGUUGUGAAGCUGGAAGCCAAUCAGAAAGCAAAGAAUAAGAAGGAAAGGCAAGGGCUCCUGGGGUCUGUGAGAGUGCCCUGUAUGGAGGAGGUGAAGGUGAGGAGGAGAACCCCCUAUGGACCAGCCAUGGGUACUACACAGAAGAGGUUCCUGGAGCCAGAAGAGGAGGAGGAGGAGGAGGAGGAAGGAGAGGAAGGAGAGGGGGGCAAGCGGUGCAAGCAGCUCUGCCAACAGGGGUCGGGGCUCCAGGGCUCACUUGCCACCAGCAGGAGGCUGAAGAAACUCACAGCAAGUAUCGACAGAGUUAUGGCAGAGAGCCAUUAUGGGACUGGCCCCCCCCACAGGGAGACCCAUCAAGUUCUGCCAAGCUGUGUGCUCAGUAAGGAGCAGCUGGUGGAUGGGCUGAAGGUGCUUAUCUCCAAGGAAGAUGAACUCCUAUAUGCUGCCUACCUGCGCACUCUAGACCUGCCUGACAUAUACAGUGUCGUUAUUGAGGGUGAAAGACGAAACCGACCAAGAAUUUACUCGCUGGAGCAGCUGCUGCAAGAGGCUGUGCUGGAUGUGCGGCCAGAGUCAGAGUUGAUGUUGGAGCAGGGCGCCCGUGUGUGUGCGUACUGGAGCGAGCGCUCACGCUGCCUGUAUCCUGGAUACGUGCACAGAGGGGGCCCUGGGGAGCAGCAGAAGGAGGGCAGUGUAAUGGUGGAGUUUGAUGAUGGAGACAGAGGCUGGAUCUCACUGCACAACAUCCGGCUUCUCCCUCCAGGCUACCAGAUCCGCUGUGCGGAGCCUGCCCCCACCCUCCUGAUGUCUGCCUGCCGCAGAAGGAGGAGCUUCACGCUGGAGAAGAGCACACUGACCAACACCUCCUCUGAUAGGCCCUACGACAGCACUGCCAAACCAGGGAUACCAGACAGUGUGAACUCAGGGAGAAAGUGCACCCCCUCAGAGAGCAGCUGCCCCCCCAUCAGCUGGCUCGCUGUGACCACGCCCAGGAGGCGGACCCCCCACAGCUUCUUCCCCCUCAAUGGGGCGCCCCGGAGGGCCCUCAAAAGGCAGGAGGCAGACUUUUCUCCCUCACUGGCCCCGCCCACAGCCCCGCCCGCCAAGCCCAUGUUCAGCAGCUCUUUUGAGGUGGACUCCUUCAGGAGCAUCGCCCACGGCUGCACCUCCUUCUCCGCCCGGCACACGCCCGCGCCCCUGGGGGGCGGCGAGGGGGGCAGGCCCUGCCGGGGGGGCAGCGGGUGCCCUGUCAAACUGGACCAUGAGGGAGUGACCGCACCCAAAACCAAGAGCAGCAAGGCCCUGCUGCAGCAUGGCGGCGGUAAGGCUGGCGGGGCGGGGUUUGGGUCCAAAGGGGGCGUGUCCUCCGCCGUGCGCUACGCCCCCCCGGUCCUCCUCACCAAAGCCAGUAAGAAGGGUGGGGCUGGGGGCGGGGCUCAGGUGGAACUGCUCCUCGGGGGGCUGUCCCAGCUGCAUGCGCCCCCCCAGGCUCUGCCGAUGGAUGUAUUGGCAGAAUACGACAGCGACUGCCACAGCGACUGCCACGCCUCCUACUCUGACAUGGAGGAAGAGGAGGAAGAGGAGGAGCACCAGAGAGCCGCCAUGGCCGGCCAUUUCCUCUCCCGCCUCUCCAUCUUUUCCUCCUCCUCUGGCUCCUCCUCUUCCUCCUCUUCCUCGCUCUGCUCCUCCUCCCUCUGCUCCUCUGAGAACGACUCCUCCUACAGCUCUGAGGAUGAGGAGGGAGGCCCACUGCUCCUGCAGGGCUGCCUCUCCUCCCAUCAUGCACUGCUGCAGGCCCCCGAACCCCCGCUUCACUCCCCACCCGCUGCCCGUCACUCCUUUGGGGCCAAGGUUGCCGACGGAAACAAGCCAAUCAGGAGGAAGGAUGGCCCUGACUCCACCCCCUCCACCAAGACACCCAGGGACCCCGCCAGAAGACAGAGGCAGUUGCCGGGCGACACCCUGCCCAAGGCCGGCCCCUACCCGUCCACCCACCAGCUCUGGAAGUGGUCUGGGAACCCCACGCAGAGGCGGGGAAUGAAAGGGAAAGCGCGGAAGCUGUUCUACAAGGCGGUGGUUCGCGGCCGCGACACCGUGUGCGUGGGAGACUGCGCCGUCUUCCUGUCCGCGGGCCGCCCCCACCUGCCCUACGUGGGCCGCAUCGAGAGCAUGUGGCAGUCCUGGGCCAGCAACAUGGUGGUGAAGGUCAAGUGGUUCUACCAUCCAGAGGAGACCAAGAUGGGCAAGAGGCCCCGAGACGGCAAGCAUGCCUUGUACCAGUCCAGUCAUGAGGAUGAGAAUGAUGUGCAGACCAUUUCGCACAGGUGCCAGGUGGUGAGCCGGGCGGAGUACGAGUAUCUGAGCCGCGGCAGGAAGCUGCCGCACAGCGCCCAGGACCUGUACUACCUGGCGGGUACCUACGACCCCGCCAGCGGGCAGCUGGUCACCGCCGAGGGCGAGGCCAUCUGCUGCUAGCCCCGCCCACCUUGCCACUGAAAGGCCCCAGGACAUGUGGCUGAGGCAGGGGCGUCUGUGGAUUUGCCUGAGGGGAACGGAGGGCCAUUGGAGCUCUAUGCUGUCACGCACCCAAGGGCAUGCUGGGAAAACCCAAUCAGAGUGACUGCCCCGCCCUGCACUGCGAGGUUUAGGAGUACAAAUUUAGCUGUUGUACUGGUUUCCCAGAGUCAGGGCAUUCAACAGGAGGGGCACUGAAGGGUGAGGGGUCAAGGUUGAAGGGUCAGGUUUGAAGGGCUUUGUAACUGACUUAACUGUUCAAACCAACAGAUUGUGCUGGUUAUGAAGAAACUGGAGAGACCACAUGCCCGUCAGCACAGCUUCACUGUCAGCAGGGUGUGUGUGAGUGUGUGUGUGUCUGUGUGUGUGUGUGCACGUGUGCGUGUGCAUCUGUGUGUGUGUGUGUGCACGUGUGCGUGCGCGUGUGUGCACGUGUGUGUCUGUGUGUGUGUGUGAGUAUGUGUGUGUGUGCGUGUGCACGUGUGUGCGUGUGUGUCUGUGUGUGCGUGUGUGUGUGCGUAUGUGUGUGCGUGUGUGUAUGUGUGUGCGUGUGCACGUGCGCGUGUGUGCAUGUGUCUGUGUGUGCAUGUGUGACUGUGUGUGCGUGUGUGUCUGUGUGUGCGUGUGCGUGUGUGUCUGUGUGUGCGUGUGUGCUGUGUGUGCGUGUGUGUGUGCGUGUGCGUGUAUGUGUGUCCGUGUGUGUGUCUCUGUGUGUGUGCGUGUGCGUGUGUGUCUGUGUGUGUGCGUGUGUGUAUGUGUGUGCGUGUGUGUCUGUGUGUGCGUGUGCGUGUGUGUCUGUGUGUGUGCGUGUGCGUGUGUGUGCGUGUGCACGUGUGUGUGAUUAUUGCAGUGUGUACAGUCAUCUCUCCAGAACAUCUCUCCAUUUUUUACCAGAUAACUGACUGAUUGAGUUUAUAAAUAUAUGAAUAAAUAUUCUUAAAAAUUGGACAGAUUUCCAAAUCAAGCUAUACAAUUCAGUACCUCUUGCCUACCUUCUGAUUCAGGUCUAUAUUAUGUGUCAAUUGUUGUUUUUUAGAAGGAAUGGGGAUGUGUGAUGAGUUUUAUUAUCGUUUUUAACACCGCGCUGGGCCGCUGUUCAGCUGAUUGUGUUCCCUUUAUCUCCUUAUUGAUCGGUCAGCCGAAACUUGUUUGCGUUAGUGGCUGUAAUCUCUUGUUUAACACUGUAAUGUUGUUUAACACUUAAUGUGAAAACAUACUGUAGAUUUAUCAGGUUUCUGUAAAAACUAUACCAAAGCGAAGGUGGGAUGUUCCCUGAAUCCCCAUGAUGUUUGAAACUGCAAUUAUAAAUCUCUCCUGGACCCUGUGAUCUGAGCAGGAGGGUCUACUAACGUUUGCAGCAGUGUUAAGGCGAUGUUCAGAGAAUGUUACUGGAGUGCUCAUGAAUGCAUUGCUGAGUAGGACAAUCCGAUCAGUGAGGCAGGGCUGAGAUUUUGGCUCAGUCUGGAUGUAGUACUGUAAGUUACGGUUUAAUGCUUUUUUUUUUGCCAAAAAUGUUUUUUUUUUGUCUUUGCUUUGCUUCUUUGUGUCUGACACUAUCUUAAAGGCUGCUUAAAACAGGGGGUGGAGGGCACGGGGGGGGGGGGGGUGAGCUACGUCUCCCGUGUCCAGUUUUGUACAGUCAUCUGUUGCCAAAAACACGGUUUUUCCGGCCUGUGCUGGGCUUUGUGUCCCCCGAGGGAUAUAUGGGAGAGGUACAGCGUAUGAUUGGGUCUCCUCUGCCUUCCCUCUGCUCAUACGUGGCUUGGGGCUGCAAUGUGAAAAGAAGUAGCUGGUUGGCACUGUGUGUUUCAGGGGAGAACCACGAGUUUGUCUGCAUUCUCCCGAGCCAGCAGCAGGGGGCAUAUGUGAGCACACUUGUGCAAUUUGGACAUUCCAAACGUGGGUGGGAUUGAAGAUGCCAAAUUUGAAAAAUAAAUAACAAUGAAUUAUAGUGUGGGUGGUGUACAUGUUUUGUUAUUUUCUGAGCCCUCAGCAUUUAUGUAAACUAACACUGGAUUCACCUGUGAGUGUGCUCAGACAGGAAGCAGCUGUGUGCCUUUCAGACUGUUCACAGGAAGUGACCUCAUUGAGUGACCUGAAUUUGGCCCCCCAGUGGGAACUUCAAAGAUAUAUUUUUUUUGGUCAGGUUAUUUUGCUUUCUUUCAGUUGUUUUUGAAAUAAUAAUUUAAGGUAUGGUUUCUUUGUUAAAGCAUCUUUAUUUAUAACCAUUUUAUUGCAUUUUGUUCCAUUUAUUUUCUCUUUAUAAAGGAUGUCAAAACUUUAUUAAUUUUUGUUGAUUUAAUUGUGCGUAUUGUUGUCUAAAUUUCAUGUCAUCUUUUUACAGCCUUUGAUUUGGAAAGUAGACUGUAAGUUAAGAACUGGAGUAGAGUCCUUCUGGCUUUCCAGGACCCAUGAAAUUAGGGGCUUUUGGAAGUGACAGCUUCCUGUAAAAUACUAAUGGUUAAAAAGCAGAGUGACCAGGCUUGACCGAGUUUGGCCACAUUCUGAAAGCUGAAAUGUGCAGGUCAGGUGAUGCUGGGAACUCCAGAUGCCACAUAACCUGGCAUAAUGAGAGGCAGCCAGACAAAACACAGACAUGCAGUCGUGUGUGUGUGUGUGUGUACCACUGCUGGGCCGGUUCUCUCUCCCUCUGGCAGUGUGUGUGUGUGUGUGUGUGUACCACUGCUGGGCCGGUUCUCUCUCCCUCUGGCAGUGUGUGUGUGUGUGUGUGUGUACCACUGCUGGGCCAGUUCUCUCUCCCUCUGGCAGUGUGUGUGUGUGUGUGUGUGUGUGUGUAUAGUGUGUGAGUGUGUGUGUGUGUGUAAGGGUGUGCGUGCAUGUGUGUACGUGCGUGUGUGUGUGUGUGUGUGUGUAAGGGUGUGUGUGUGUGUAUAGUGUGUGUGUGUGUGUGUCUGUAUAUCCACGGUGCGCAGAACUGCAUUGUUAUUGAGUACUCACAGUGUUCGUUGGCCCGUUCCCCCGAACCACCAGAGACCACAACGCUCACCCAAACCGCCAGAGACCACAACGCUCACCCAAACUACCAGAGAGACCACAACAUUCCCCCAAACCGACAGAGAGACCACAACGCUCACCAAAACCACCAGAGAGACCACAACGCUCACCCAAACCGCCAGAGAGACCACAACGCUCACCCAAACUGCCAGAGAGACCACAACGCUCACCCAAACCACCAGAGAGACCACAACGCUCACCCAAACCACCAGAGAGACCACAAAGCUCACCCAAACUACCAGAGAGACCACAACAUUCCCCCAAACUGCCAGAGAGACCACAACGAUCUCCCAAACCACCAGAGAGACCACAACGCUCACCCAAACCACCAGAGGCCACAACGCUCACCCAAACCACCAGAGAGACCACAACAUUCCCCCAAACCGCCAGAGACCACAACGCUCACCUAAACUGCCAGAGAGAUCACAACAUUCCCCCAAACCACCAGAGAGACCACAACAUUCCCCCAAACCGCCAGAGAGACUACUACAUGCACCCAAACCACCAGAGAGACCACAGCAUUCCCCCAAACUGCCAGAGAGACUACUACACUCACCCAAACCACCAGAGAGACCACAACAUUCCCCCAAACUGCCAGAGAGACUACUAUACUUACCCAAAACGCCAGAGAGACCACAAUGCUCACCCAAACUACCAGAGAGACCACAACGCUCACCCAAACCACCAGAGAGACCACAACAUUCCCCCAAACCUCCAGAGAGACCACAACAUUCCCCCAAACCGGCAGAGAGACCAGGUCCACAGCAUUACAUAUGACAUCGCUCAGAUUGCUGAGAAAAUAUUGGAAUAUUUUAACACUGAUUGAAAGAAUUUUCAUAUGAAUAUUGUUCCUUGUUAUUAUUUUUUGUUUAUAUUUCUUUUAUUUUCAUAACUCACUUUUUGUUUUCUAAUUGAGAUUUAGUAUUGUAAAAAAAUUGUAAAUUUGUACAGUAUGACUUUUUAUGGUUUUAUUUUUGGGGUGAACAAUCGAAGAAAUUGUGUCUAUAAAUAUUAAACUAUGUGAAAGCAUUUUAGUAUCAAGACCUUUAUAGGUGGCUUAUGAAUAAAUAAAUUCAUAGAAAAUGUA